Molecule: messenger RNA, 6266 nt
Organism: Enhydra lutris kenyoni (northern sea otter)
Lineage: Eukaryota; Metazoa; Chordata; Mammalia; Carnivora; Mustelidae
Product: zyg-11 family member B, cell cycle regulator
Exons: 14
Coding region: 77-2284 (735 amino acids)
Cellular component (GO): Cul2-RING ubiquitin ligase complex
Molecular function (GO): protein binding
Source: RefSeq, a predicted model, not a curated record
GGGGGCGGGCUCAGGCCCGGCCCGCCGCCGAACCCAGGACAGAGGCUGCACGUCCGAGGACCAGGCCGGCGCAGCCAUGGAGGAGGCAUCUCCCUAUUCCUUACUUGAUAUCUGCUUGAAUUUCCUGACUACUCACCUUGAGAAGUUCUGUUCAGCAAGACAAGAUGGAACAUUGUGUCUGCAGGAACCUGGAGUAUUCCCACAGGAGGUGGCUGAUCGACUGCUUCAGACUAUGGCUUUUCAUGGUCUACUGAAUGAUGGAACUGUAGGUAUUUUCAGGGGCAACCAGAUGCGCUUAAAGCGUGCUUGCAUUCGCAAAGCCAAGAUCUCUGCUGUUGCUUUCCGGAAAGCCUUCUGCCAUCACAAGUUAGUGGAACUUGAUGCUACAGGUGUGAAUGCAGACAUCACGAUUACAGACAUCAUCAGUGGGCUUGGCAGUAACAAAUGGAUCCAGCAAAAUCUCCAGUGCCUAGUGCUGAACUCGUUAACUCUUUCCCUCGAAGAUCCUUACGAGCGGUGCUUCAGCCGGCUUUCUGGCCUUCGAGCGUUAAGCAUCACCAAUGUUCUCUUUUACAAUGAAGACCUCGCUGAGGUUGCCUCAUUGCCAAGAUUAGAGAGCCUGGAUAUUUCUAACACCUCAAUCACAGACAUCACAGCUUUGCUGGCCUGCAAAGACCGACUCAAGUCUCUAACCAUGCACCACUUGAAGUGUUUAAAAAUGACAACUACCCAGAUACUGGAUGUUGUGCGGGAACUAAAACAUCUGAAUCAUCUUGACAUUUCAGAUGAUAAACAGUUUACAUCAGACAUAGCUCUUCGCUUACUAGAACAAAAAGACAUCCUACCCAACCUUGUCUCCCUGGAUGUUUCUGGGAGGAAGCAUGUGACAGAUAAAGCUGUUGAAGCCUUUAUACAACAACGGCCCAGCAUGCAGUUUGUAGGUUUGCUGGCCACUGAUGCAGGUUACUCUGAAUUCCUCACUGGUGAAGGACAUUUAAAGGUGUCUGGAGAAGCCAAUGAAACUCAGAUUGCAGAAGCAUUGAAGCGGUACAGCGAACGGGCAUUCUUUGUCCGGGAAGCUCUAUUUCACCUUUUUAGCCUGACUCAUGUAAUGGAAAAAACAAAGCCAGAAAUUUUAAAGCUUGUGGUUACUGGGAUGAGAAACCACCCUAUGAAUUUGCCAGUACAACUUGCAGCAAGCGCCUGUGUGUUUAACUUAACUAAGCAGGAUCUUGCUGCAGGAAUGCCUGUUCGACUCCUGGCUGAUGUGACCCAUUUGCUGCUCAAAGCCAUGGAACAUUUUCCCAAUCACCAGCAGUUACAGAAGAAUUGCCUCCUUUCACUUUGCAGUGACCGGAUCCUUCAAGAUGUUCCAUUCAACAGGUUUGAAGCAGCCAAGCUUGUCAUGCAGUGGCUGUGCAACCAUGAAGAUCAAAACAUGCAAAGAAUGGCUGUUGCUAUCAUUUCCAUCCUGGCUGCCAAGCUUUCGACAGAACAAACUGCGCAGCUUGGUGCUGAGCUCUUCAUUGUCAGGCAACUUCUUCAAAUAGUGAAGCAGAAAACCAAUCAAAAUUCAGUGGACACUACUUUGAAGUUUACUUUGAGUGCACUUUGGAACCUCACAGAUGAAUCUCCAACCACUUGCAGACAUUUUAUUGAAAACCAAGGGUUAGAACUCUUCAUGCGGGUUCUAGAGUCUUUCCCAACUGAGUCAUCCAUUCAACAGAAAGUCCUAGGACUUUUGAAUAAUAUAGCCGAAGUACAAGAAUUGCAUUCUGAGUUAAUGUGGAAGGAUUUUAUAGACCACAUCAGUAGCCUCUUACAUAGUGUUGAAGUGGAAGUCAGUUACUUCGCAGCUGGAAUCAUUGCCCAUUUAAUAUCUAGAGGUGAACAAGCUUGGACAUUGAGCCGUAGCCAGAGGAAUUCUCUUCUGGAUGAUCUGCAUUCAGCUAUUUUGAAAUGGCCAACUCCGGAGUGUGAGAUGGUGGCAUACAGGUCCUUUAAUCCAUUUUUCCCAUUACUUGGCUGUUUUACAACACCAGGAGUCCAGCUGUGGGCAGUUUGGGCCAUGCAACAUGUCUGCAGCAAGAAUCCCUCAAGGUAUUGCAGCAUGCUGAUUGAGGAAGGAGGAUUGCAGCAUUUAUACAACAUCAAAGAACAUGAACAGACUGAUCCCCAUGUUCAACAGAUCGCUGUGGCCAUUCUGGACAGCUUAGAAAAACACAUUGUGCGCCAUGGCAGACCACCUCCCUGUAAAAAGCAGCCCCAGGCUAGACUAAAUUGAUAGCCAUAGGUAGUUGGAUAACUGAAUCACAGGAAUCCUUUUCAUGAUAGGUUCAUUUGGAAUAUCUUAUCCUCUGUGCUGUUUUAGGGGUUUCUAUGACAAGAGUCAUAAGAUCAGUUUGGGUUUGAUAGUGUACAGUACUGCCCAUGUGAACAGUCUCUAAUUUGUCUUGUGAUUUUUAACUUCUGAGGCAUGAAGGGUCUCUUCCUUCGUCAUUGCCUUUUAGGACAUUUUCCAUAUCUUUCUGUGUUUGAACUUACCUGUGCUUGAAAUUCUACGGUUUUAUGAUCAAGUUUGCACGAACCCUUAGGCCAGACUUUUCUGAUCUUAAAGUCUCUUCCAAUCAAUUUGCAGCUUCGGAUGAGCUGUUAACCUGAUUUCCAGCACUGCUUCAGUUAUAAGUUUUAUACUGCUUCUGUAUAAAAUGCCUUUAUUCUCUGUCUGUAUACCUUUUAUAAGAUGUCCUUCUUAGUGUGAAAGAACAGAAAGUCGAGUCCUCUUGGAAAGCUACUCACUGACUGGAGCCUGGGUGGUUGGCAAAAAAAAAAAUAAAUUAGAAAGAAAACUAGUAAGAGAGAAACGAGAUUAGGAACUGGAGAAAGGUCUGCUCUUACAGUAUAGUUUUUAAACUAGAACAAGCUAUCCUUCUGGAACCCUCUUCUGAGGCAGUGAGCAGUAGCUUGUUCAUAUUUAUUCCUGGGAGCUUGGGCUACUGCUUCCUACACAGACUGCUGGUUACUCUGUAGAAAUACUUCCCCAGGCAUCACAAUGUAAAAUCUUACAGCAUUCUGUGUUAAAGAAGAACUGUCUGGAUCUCUAUAUGUCAUACUGUUGUGAAAUGUGAAUUUUUAUAAAAUUGUCUCUUGUUAAAACUGACCGUUCUUUUCCCUCUAUUUCAAAGUCAUUUUGUUCAGUGAAAUAGAGACUACACAUGGUAUUACCGGCUCAGUUAAGGUACAGUUAACAACAGUAAAUUUUGUCACAAGAAGUUAAAUUUUCCUUUCUUUCAAAAUACAUGUAUCUUAAUGUUCUCAUGUUGGAAAAGAUGUCCACAUCUCACUGCCAAAAAUGAAUGAGAAGCACUAGGCUAUUAUUAAGUGUAAUGAUUCUAGUUACGGUGCAUAAAAAGGAAAUAUUUUUUGAUGGGUUAUUUUUUAGACAGUUGCCUUUCCUUUAUGAUACCUGUUAUAGCAUAGUAAAGAAUCAAUUAUCAUUAUAUCAAUAAUGAAACCUGGGAGGUAGGAAGUCACCACAAAACUUAAUUUCUAUUUUCAGUUUUAGUUUGUGAAUAAGGUUAAUGACAAUUUGAGAUGACUGUGUUUUCUUCAUAGAUGGCCAGAAUGUUUUCAGUAGAGAUUUAAAUGGUAUGUUUAAAUUAUGGUGAUUAUUUAGACGCAUUUUUAUUUAGAAAGGAGCUGGCUUAGUAGUAUGCUGAUAACAUUUUUGACAUAUGUAUUUCAAACCACUGUCACAAAAGUCAUACUUGAAUUAUUUCGUACUCCUUCGCAGGGAUGAAAACUUAAACUGAAAGAAAAUAGGUAUUUAGAACCAUUAAAAACCAUAUCAUAUUCUGGGUUACCUCUGACUUAAUUGGUUUAAGGAAUUUUUAUAGGCUCAAGAUAAAUUUUCACAGAUUGUCUAUUUCAGAGGAAGUGGAAAAUUCUUUUAACUUUCCCCCUUUUUCCCAGAUUUUAAUGUCUAAGGCAAAAUGCAGAAAAUAGGAUGGCCUACACUAACUUGGAAGUUGCUGGCUAUGUUGACUACUAUCUCCAGGUCUCUUAGCUUGGAUAGUUAAGGGAAAGCCUGUUUGAGAAGUUUGGCUUCAAGUUUCUUUUAUGUCUUAUUUAAGACAAAAGUGCAUGUUCUUUAUAUGCUAAUCUUAGGUUUUUAUCUUUACAAAUUGUUUUCAGAAAUAGCUAAAAAUGUACAGAAAACAACAACUCCAUUAUUCAGAAUAACUUGAUAGAUGAAGACUCAAAAAUAUUUAAAGUUAAUUCUAAACUUACUACUUUGAGCAUUGGUAAUGGUCGGAUAUUUCUUAGUCUUAAAAGCAAAAUAAUUGGUCACAUCCCAUAUAUAAAAAUUGCAGUGCCUUUGUGGUUGGGAUGGUUCUUAAAAUUGUGUAUCUAAGGCACAGAAUUGUUUCUAAGGUCCUGAAUCUGGCUAAAAUGUAAUAGUUGUAUAUAUUGAAAUUAUGAGGCAUAACUCACCUGUGUCUACAGUUAGAAUCUGUUAGGCCUCCCUUUUACAUGUGUAUACUGGAAUGUUAACAGUACUUGGUGCCUUCAAGGGUUACCUCUUCAGUGGCUUAGAGGUGCUGUUUCAACUUAGACUAGGGUUGAACCACUCAUUGCUGAAAUCACUGGUGCACUCAGAUAUUAUAAAAUGUCGCACCAUCAGCCCACAAGCAGCAGCAAGGUUUAGAUCUACCAAAGAAAAUGGAAUUAGACUUUUUAGAGUAUAAUGAUGCAUGUUGGUAUCACUGAGUAAAACAAAAAUGGUCUGAAAUUAAAGCAAAAAUAAGGUAUCUCGUUCUUUCCAUCAAGUACGUUUUGCUUGUGGUCUUUAAAUUCUAAAAAAUCAUUUUUCCUGUUGGCAGUUGGAAAAAAAAACAUAAAUCAAGUAAUAAUAAGGGGUUAAUUUACCCUCUGGCCAAGGACUCAGUGGCUACUGAUCUUAGUUGAGUCUUUUUUAAAUUAUCAGACCCACAGUUCCAGGAAUUGACCUUAAAUAUUGUUGCUCUUUAGCCCUGGACAGAAAUGCCAGUUGGUAGCAAUAGUCAACUUAAUUACCCAAAGUGGAUGUGAAUCACCAUAAAAGGGUGCUACAGGGAUUUAAUUUCAUGAUCUCUUUUGUUUGCAGACUUCCAAAGAAUCAAAGAUUCAUGUUUAAAAACAUCAGUCUCUCCAGCCUAGAAAGUUGUUCUUACUAUUGAGACCUUUUAAGUUGGCCCUUUUUCUCCCUCGUCACUUUCAUUUAGCUGUAUGUUUAAUUAUGCUAUGUGUCAAGAGACCAUUGGGCCAUCUUCUAGCUCUUUGGAGCACAUUUUUAUGAAAACAUAUUUUAUGUGCUAAAUUAUGAUAGAUUAGAUUAAUGAACGAUGGUUUUGGCUUAGUGUUUUCAAAGUGCAUCACUGCCCAUAGAACAGUGUGCAGCCACAGGCCCCAAGGUUGAAAAGAGGUCAUGAGUAGCAGGGAAAACAAACUUAGUUUUGUGUGUGUUGAAAGCCACCCCUCUUCUGCCCUCUACUGGUGUGUUUACACUAUUUGGUCAUUGUGCAACUUUUAUUACAGAAUAAACAGUAUUAUUAAAUUGAAAGUCUAAGUAAAAGGCAGUAUCAUAAUACCAGCUGAUGUGGGCACUUUUAUCUAUAUGUAACUUGUUUAGGAACCUUAUAUGGGUAGGGCUUCAGAGUAGUGUAUACCAGCUUACAGAGCAGUUUGCAAAACUUAGUUUCCCUCUCAAAUCCAUUGUAGCAGUUUCAAGUGACUGUGUGGAUGUUGGAUGUUUAAUCUUUACCAUUUGCUUUGUAUUGACACAUUUUUUCAUUUUUAGUGUCAACUCAUACACUAUUUUAGAAAUAAUGCAAAUCCAGCCUUCAUCCAGUGAUGAGAAUAACAGUAUAAUAGGAAUUUGCUGAAUGUGCUUUUAAUGAGUAAUUGCUUUAUCUUUUUUAGUAUCUCAUAGACUUUGCAUGACACGGUACACUCCUAAUUAUGCAUUCUUUAGUUUUCAGAUCUUAAUCUAAGACAUUCUAUGUUAACUGAUUGGUAGCCUGAGAAAGAGCUUUCUCUGCCUGUUUCUCCCAUCACCAGUUUUUGGGGGUAAAUUAUGGGAAAAACAGUGCUACUUCUCAUUUCUCUGGAUGAAUUAAAGUUUGUUUGGAUGGUACAACCAAACUUUAGAGCUAGAUAGAAUGGCUAUUAAGAAUACUUAGAGGGGAGCCUGGGUGGCUCAGUGGGUUAAGCCACUGCCUUCAGCU